Messenger RNA from Notothenia coriiceps (black rockcod), 427 nucleotides. Its product is annotated as 26S proteasome non-ATPase regulatory subunit 2-like. The record is from RefSeq and is a predicted model, not a curated record. NCBI's taxonomy places the organism in Eukaryota, Metazoa, Chordata, Actinopteri, Perciformes, Nototheniidae. The transcript is spliced from 3 exons. Bases 66 to 422 code for a protein of 118 amino acids.
GAGAAGAAGAAGAAGAAGCUCUCCUCAGUUCCUUUUAGCCGACAGUUUUUCAUAGAUCCGCAACUAUGGAGGAGGCAAAAAACAAAGAGAAUAAGCCGUCCGAAAAGACCGAUGAGAAGGACAAGGAGAAGGAGAAGGGGCUGAAGUCCUCCGGAAAGGAGAAGGGCAAGAAAGAGGAGCAAGAACUGUCGGAGGAAGACAAGCAGUUGCAAGAGGACUUGGAGAUGAUGGUGGAGAGAUUGGCUGAGAAGAACACAGAGCUGCACCACCCUGCUCUGGAGGAGCUGCGCAGACUGAUCCGUUCCUCCACCACCUCCAUGACCUCCGUACCCAAACCCCUCAAAUUCCUGCGCCCGCACUACGGCAAGCUCAAAGAGAUCUAUGAGGGCAUGGCUGCCGGAGAGAACAAGGUGAAGCUCUAAGUGGU